CCUCGGCUGCUUUAGUUUUGUGGGUCAUGGUGCAGGCGCGCGAUUCCUGGACAGCCAGGCGGUCCUGAAACGGCAGAUGAGAGCAGCCGCUCUGCUCUUUGGCUGCAGUAGUGCCGCUCUGGCAGUGCGAGGGGAUCAGGAAGGACAAGGCAUCAUCCUCAAUUACCUCAUAGCAGGAUGCCCAUUUGUUUUGGGAAACCUGUGGGAUGUGACGGAUCGAGACAUCGACCGCUUCACAAAAGCUUUGUUAGAGUCCUGGUUCUCUGCCGGCUCUGGAGCGCCCCUCCUGGUUCACAUGGGUCCAUCACGUCAGGCCACACACCUCAAACACCUCAUUGGAGCUGCACCUGUGGUCUACGGCUUACCAGUCCACCUGCAGUAGAUCGUCUGAAAAGCCAUGAGUCUUCUAAAAACAGGAUAUAAACAAUCCCUGAAGAAUCUAAAUGUUAUAGUGUCAGCCAAAAACCUGGACAACUUGUAUUUAACUUGAAAUUUAAUCCUAGUAUUUUUUUUGACAGGAUUAAUUUGUCACUUUUCUUUAAUUUAUACCAAUGUUUCCAUUUUAAACCAAU
Labrus bergylta (ballan wrasse) is the source of this 572-nucleotide messenger RNA. The record is from RefSeq and is a predicted model, not a curated record. Lineage: Eukaryota; Metazoa; Chordata; Actinopteri; Labriformes; Labridae.